Messenger RNA from Rotaria sp. Silwood2, 276 nucleotides. Lineage: Eukaryota; Metazoa; Rotifera; Eurotatoria; Philodinida; Philodinidae. The record is from the annotation of a GenBank genome assembly.
AUGAUUCUAGUAGAACAUGUAAGAAAUGAUGAUCAAUAUCAACAAUUCUUAAUUGAGAUUGAACCACAAUUAUAUGAUUUCAAUUCGCAUACUCAAACAAAUGUUGAACGUGAAAUACAAGAGUAUCGAGAAGAACAAGAAAUAGCAUCACAAAUACAAGACAAUCGAGCAACAUCAGAAAUUGUAGAAGAGAAAGAAGAAGAAAAUGAUGGUCCCAUAGAUUAUUUAGAUGAUUACAAUCUAAUGAAUACUCGUAUUACUAUUGAUUUACCAUGA